UAUCGAACGUCCUACAUCUUCCGGAUGUGCCACUUACGCCGUUGGUGUAUGGUUUCACUGGGUCCUCUCUCUCCUCACCUUCCAUUCAAAGUUUGAAACGCGAACAAGCUUUCGCUCAUUUUCUUACGUGGCCGGGCCACGGGAAAAGCCCCAUGACGUGUUCUCUCUCUUUCAGCACAAGGUUGUUCCAGACAAAUACAUGGCACCGCCAUGACCUAGAAGCAUAUAACUCUCUCUCUCGCACUGUAACAUGGAUUGAAUUUGUUUUUUCAGAUACUCUCUCUCACUACGUACUCAUUGGGAUUCCCUCUCUCUCGUUAUAUAUUUUUUUUAGUGAAUUGCAUUGGCUUUCCGAAUAGAGACAAUUUGUAUCUGUUUGUCUUUUCAAUGCAAUUUGUUGGUUGAGGUUGGUUAAGGACAGGGAUAUGUUGAACGAUCAGGUUGCUUUCCUGUUGCAAAAGUACCUUGUCAAUUAUGUCAGGAGCCUUUCGAAGGAAGAUCUUAAAAGCCGCGUUUGGAAGGGUGAUGUUGAGUUGACAAAUAUGCAGUUGAAGCCGGAAGCUCUGAAUGCCUUGAAGCUCCUGUAAAAGUCAAGGCUGGAUUUCUUGGGUCUGUCAAGAUCAAGGUCCCAUGGAGCAUGCUUGGUCAAGAGCCCGUUUUAGUUUAUUUGGACCACAUUUUCUUAACUGUUGAACCUGCAACUCAAGUCGAGGGACGUACAGAGGAUGCUGCCCAAGAUGUUAAGAAAAACAGAGUGCGAGAACUGGAACUGAAGCUUUUGGAGGCCUUGCAACGGCAGAAAACAGAAGUGAAUACCUCAUGGCUUGGUUCUUUGAUCAACACCAUAAUUGGAAACUUGAAGCUUUCCGUUACCUAUAUUCACAUUAGAUAUGAGGAUCUGGAAAGCAAUCCAGGUCAUCCAUUUGCAGCGGGAGUAACUUUGGCGAAGCUUUCAGCUGUCACUGUGGAUGAUAGCGGGAAAGAAACUUUGUUACUGGUGGUGCACUUGAUGAUAUUCAAAAGUCUGUGGAGCUUGACCGCCUAGCCGUGUAUCUUGAUUGUGAUAUUCAUCCGUGGGAGAAUUUGCUUCCUAAUGAGUGGAGUGAAAUCUUUGAAUGUGCAAGCAGCCCUUCGACUAAUGUGCUUGCAAAAGGUCACAGUUAUAUCUUACAACCUGUGUCGGGCAAUGCGAAGUAUACCAAGCUGAGGCUUGAUGAAUCCCCGAGUCUUGAUCAACCCUUACAGAGAGCAACAGUGAAGUUGGAUGAUGUCACAUUAUGCUCAUCCAAGGUUCCUCUCUCUUUUGGCUAUUCUUCUUUCUCAGACUGGGAGGCUUUACUUGCCUAUUGGACUUCCUGAACGUAACACACUUUACUCUACCCAGGAUGAAUACAGGGACAUAGUGAAGCUUGCUGAAAACUUUGCUACAUUUAAUCAAUGUCUGACAUAUUCUCAUUAUCGACCACAUGUUGGAGUGAGAUCAAAUCCCAGGUUAUGGUGGAAAUAUGCUUAUAAAGUCAUUUCUGAUCAGAUAAAAAAGGCCAGGUUGUGUAUCCUUUUUCCUUUAAUGUCUCUACCUUUUCUCACAUUUUAAGUCUUAUAUCUACAGGACUAGUAAUUUUCAAAGAAAAGAAUAAGGAAAUAUUUUCAUGAUUGAUGCAUAUAGGAUGUUCAUUUGGCUUUAAAAUAAACUGACUCAAUAGUGCAAUUAACAACAUGUGCUUCAGCAAGUGAUUUAUUCCUAUUAAAAUUAAAAUGUAAACCUCAUGCCAUUCUAGUUUUAGAUAAACUAUUUUGAACAUCCUAUGGAGGAUCUUUUAGUUUCUUUUAGGUACAAAUUUUGACCAUUUUACUAAGGAUUUAUAGGAGGUGAGCACAUGCUUUUCGAUGUGGCCCACGCUUUUCAAUGCGGCAAAAUUAACAACAAGUGCUUCAGCAAGUGAUUUAUUCCUAUUAAAAUUAAAAUAUAAACCUCAUGCCAUUCUAGUUUUAGAUACACCAUUUGAACAUCCUAUGGAGGAUCUUUUAGUUUCUUUUAGGUACAAAUUUUGAACAUUUUACUAGGAUUUAUAGGAGGUGAGCACAUGCUUUUCCAUGUGGCCCAUGCUUUUCAAUGCGGCAAAUUUCUUCACUCCUGUGUUGUUGCAGCAUAACGAAUAACUCUUAAAACCAUAAAGGCCUGUUUUUAUGACAGUUUUAUCAAGAGUCGAGUAUUUUGUAUAAAAUUAUCAUAAUCUGCAUAAUACUAGUUCAGUAGUUUUUUGUUAGGUACCCACAUUCUGUAUAAUAUUAUUUGGUUAGUUCGGUACCUGGCAUAAAACUUUGUAUAUUGAAAAUCAGUCAUGGCCCUAACCCCCCUUAAAGUUCCUUCUUCUGCAUUCGAUACUUUACACUCUCUUUAAAGUUCAUCUCUUUUGCACUAACUGCUGAUCUUCAUUUCUUUCUGCAUCAAAUAACCCCAUCUACCUUUAAAACCCCACAAAAGACCCCAAUUUCUCCCACAAACUCAGCUCUUCUCCCCAGUUUCCAUCUCUUCAAUAUCUUCCCCUGUAUGUAUCGUCUUGAAUUUUUCCCUGCGAUACAGAUUUAGGGAAGCUAAACCCCUGUUUUGAGAAGGGAUUUGGGUUAGUCUAUCGGCUAAAGUGACCAUUUUUGCGGGUUUCCUGCUCUUUUUGUGAGAUGGGUUUCCUGUGUUCUUUGUGGAUUCUACACUGUAAUUGUGAUGAAUUCAGAGCUAGAAUAAGAAAGAUGCUGUUUAGGUUCGGACGACUUACCUAUCCUCGCCACCUCCACCGUUGUCACAAACCACCACCAACAGCAGGACAUUUAACACCAUUACCAUCACACGUUCCAUCACCAGCAUCACAGCCUUUCACCACCAAAAUACCAGCCUCAGUCAUUCAUGGUCGAUCACCAUCACGGCCUCCCAUUUCCGCGGUCACCAAAUCCCUCAGUAAAUCACAAGCAACCAACUCAGCCAUGGCUGAACUUCGGGCUAGACAUGCCCUGCAAGAACAGACCGAACUAGAGAAAACUCCAACGUAUGCUUGGAAAUCCUCCUUGUGAAUAGUUGCAGGCUAGAAACUCAAUCUUGGAUUCAAUCUGGCCCCAUUCCCCCUGGAAAAAGGGUUGAAGACAAAGUGGUUGUAAGUCUUCCGCUGCCAGGAUCUCGAGGAAGACAUCAAAGGGUUCGACUGCUGCCUGGUCGACUACUACAGUGCACCAGGAGCUCCAUGCAGUGUUAUAAUAGAGAAAAUCAAGGCCAUCUUGAAUUUGUGGGCACCCAUCCAAGCAGUCUGUGAGGAAACAACCAGCUUGUCAUAUGACUUGGGAGCAAAUAAUUUUCUAAGGGACAUUUCCAAACAACAAAAGAGUUUUUACAUUCAAUAUCUCUAUUGUAACAGUGAAUUAGUAGUGGUAAUCACUUGAAAUUUUGUUGUCUCUGCAAAUGCCACCCAUAAUGGUAAUUGCCUGUGUACCAGAAUGCAAGACUGAUAUUGUUAUAUAGAACAAAAGAAAUAUUUUUUUA
Molecule: messenger RNA, 3529 nt
Organism: Amborella trichopoda
Lineage: Eukaryota; Viridiplantae; Streptophyta; Magnoliopsida; Amborellales; Amborellaceae
Source: RefSeq, a predicted model, not a curated record